Messenger RNA from Colossoma macropomum (tambaqui), 3712 nucleotides. It is a transcript of the gene rcc1l, whose product is annotated as RCC1 like. The record is from RefSeq and is a predicted model, not a curated record. Bases 192 to 1547 code for a protein of 451 amino acids. The transcript is spliced from 12 exons. NCBI's taxonomy places the organism in Eukaryota, Metazoa, Chordata, Actinopteri, Characiformes, Serrasalmidae.
UGUCAUGGCUGCCUCCUGUCAGAGAGCAUGUAGAGUACAGUAGUAAUCACAAACGGCGGAAACUUUCUGUAUUUUGUGUUUUGUUCACGAUGGGCAGGAAAAUAUAAGCACAGUAUUGUUUUGAAGGAUUUGAAAUUUCGUUUCUGUUGCUGGAAAAACAUCUGCGUGGAUACAGCGAGCCGUUUCACACGAUGGCGUUAAGCUGCUUUCGGGUCUGUGGUCGAUAUGGAUUUCUCCUGGGAUGCCGUGGAUUUGCCACUGCUGGCAGUGCAGCUCCAAAGAGGAGAGAGCCGACAGACAACAGGCCGGUCUUCCAGUACGUAGGUGAACACAGAAAACCCAGGGAAAAAGUAUUUGUGUGGGGCUUCAGCUGCACAGGAGCAUUAGGAAUCCCCAGCUUUGUGGUUCCAGACAGUGGCAGGAAAAAGCCCAGAAGAUAUCAGCUCACUCCUUACCGCCUGGAUACGGAACAGAAGAUCUCUUCAGCAGCCUGUGGUUAUGGCUUCACAUUAUUGGCAUCUAAUACUAAAGAUCUUACCAAAGUGUGGGGCAUGGGCCUCAACAAGGACUCUCAGCUGGGCUUUCAACGCACUCAACAUGACCGCAAUAAAAGCUAUGAUUAUGUGCUGGAGCCCUCACCUGUGUCUCUGCCAUUGGCUAAUCCUCAGGAGACGCGUGUCCUGCAGGUGUCCUGCGGCCGAGCGCACUCUCUGGUGCUCACAGACUCUGAGGGAGUGUUCAGCAUGGGUAAUAACGUCUACGGCCAGUGUGGAAGGAAGAUAGUUGAGGAUGAAGUUUACAGUGGCAGCCAUCUUGUCCACAAGAUAGAGGGCUUUGACAGCCGAGUCGUUCAGGUGGCGUGUGGGCAGGACCACAGUUUGUUCCUGACAGAGACUGGCUCAGUGUACGCCUGUGGAUGGGGGGCAGAUGGACAAACAGGUCUCGGCCAUCACGACAAGACUGCACUCCCUGUUCCAGUGCGGGGGGACCUGGCAGGGGUCAAAAUUCAGCAGGUGAUCACGUAUGGAGACUGCAGCUUAGCUGUAUCCACAGAUGGCCAACUGUUCGGCUGGGGCAACUCUGAGUACCUGCAGCUUGCCUCAGUCACAGAGGCAACACAGAUCAGCUCUCCACGACUGCUUCCUCUGAAGGGGGUAGGGAAGGUGACGCAGGCUGCGUGCGGGGGAACCCAGGUCGCUGUACUCAACGAGGACGGGGAGGUGUUUGUGUGGGGUUAUGGAAUUCUGGGAAAAGGGCCUAAUCUGUCCGAGUCUGAAAUCCCAGAGAAAGUGCCAGCUACGCUUUUUGGGAGGUCGGAGUUCAAUCCUACAGUAAAAGUUUCCCACAUCCGCUGUGGACUCACUAACUUUGCAGCUAUCACAGAUCGUGGUGAGUUGUUUGUCUGGGGCAAGAACGUGAGAGGAUGUUUAGGCAUCGGGAAACAAGAAGACCAGUAUUUUCCAUGGCGGGUGACAGUACCGGGACAUGUGGUGAAUGUUGCUUGUGGAGUCGACCACAUGGUGGCACUGGUCAAGUCCAUCAUUUAAGUCAAAAUUGUCAGGCUGAGGGAAAUCAAAUUUCCAUCAUUAUUGAUCCUACUGAGCUCCAGCAUUACUUGAGCUUGCACAUGGCUACGUUAGGUCUGUGGAGCUCUCGUACUGCAUGGCAUCAAGCAAGAUCAAGCAAAUCAAGCAAGCCAAGAGUGCAUCUACUUGAACUUGGAGAUGUAACGACAUAUCUGCUCUUCAUUGCAUGGCCAAAAUAUACCAGAGAGACUGUGAGAUCCAUGACCUUUUUGCAUGUGGUAAUGAAUGGCUCAGUCAGUAAUACUAAUGCUGCUAAUAUAGCUAUCAGUUGCCAUUUUGAAAAUGUCAAGCUCACUGGUAUCUAUUCAGUGACAUUAGCGUAUAUAGUUGAGAUGUUCCUUGAAGUAGCACACUGACCACAUCUCCUGCAACAAAUGAACUCUAUGAACUAAAAUGCACUGGAGUGGAAGCUGCUUAUGUGGGGGCAUAUUUGCAGUACCUCAAAAUCCUGUUUCAGGAUGAGCUUUCUUAAUGGGCCAUUGUGAUGUAAAGUUGCAGGUUCCAGGGAUAACUCUGGUCCUGGAUCAGUUGUUCAGCGCCACCUGACGUGGGAUCAAGUCAAAGCUUGAGUGCAUAAGCUGCUCAGUACCCAAAUCUCAGUUCCAAAGUCUGCUCACACCACUCCCCCACUUCCACAGAGAGGAAGACUUCAUGUUUCAUUUAAUCUUCCAUUAGGAGGGAGAUAGGGCUCUGUAAGGUCCUGCUGAAUGAAGAUCAUCAGUCUAUCUUGCUUUAUUGCACAAGAUCCCUGCCUUGGUCCUGGCAUAACCCUAGUGUUUUCCUGCUCUAACACACUCACUUUAAAGAAUAUAAACAGUUCUUCUUCUUCAUAGUGCAAUUGAGAUAUAAACCAUGUCAUUAAGAGUGGUCUGAUGUAACUUAAAUUUCUUAAGUGUGGUGAUAAGAGCCAGGGGUUGCAGUGUCUACAGUGCAAAUAUAGACAUUUUAUUUUCUGCCCAAAAUGACUAGUUAACCUACUUGUGUCCCCCAAGUAUGGAGAUGUGAUGAUGAUGGUAAAUCCCCAACAGAAGCAAAACAAUAUCUCCAGCAGCAGCUAGCAUAGACGUAACUAUUUCAUAUACUAUCUUUCGCUGAGAUAGCUUUUAGAGGCCUUAAACACUUCAGACAUCUGGCUCCUAUCACCACCACUAUGAACAGUUCAGACUCAGUAGGUUUCUCUAGAACGGCCUCUAGAACCACUUUGAAAGUUGCCAUCAUAAAGAUUCAAUAAUGCACAUCCUUUCAAAAAUUGGUAGAAAAUUGAGAAAAAUCAGAACGCCCUUUUAACUCCAUUAGCCGAUGAGGUGUUCGUUAGCUGACAUGGUGUUUGAUCAGGCCUGUUGGGAAAACGGGGCAAGCAGGGAGCACUCCAGGAUCAGGGUUGGGUCCUGGAGCAAAACGCAGCAAUCCAACAUCUGCUUCUUUUGGCACCCACUAUAAGUCAGGUCAGGUCUAUGCUAAAAUAGUGUCAUCUUGAAGUUAAGCAAUGGCCAAGUCAUCAAACUGCAAUUCAGACAAAAUCUAAUGAAGCUUUUCCUAAGCAGAGUUUUGAUAUUCCUUUAUAGUAUGCUUGAAAUGAGACGUUUAUUUGAAGAAAGAUGUUAAAUCUCAGAAGAGAACAUUUUAAAGGUUGAUUGUAAAUUGUCAUUUCCAUCAGAAUCAAGUACAUCCUUUGUUUGUACCAAGUUAAUGCAGACCAUUAGGUUAUAGUGGUCUGCAUUCAAUAUACAUUAUUCAUGCGUGGGGUAGCAGUAGGAAAAAAGUGACUGCAUCCAGGCACACUGUAUGGUAACCACAAAAGAAAAUAUCUUUGCACCAGUGAUAAAUCUGGGCAUUAUACUGCAGAUGGAUAGAAUGAACCAGAGUUAAUGUGGUCACAUUAGGGCUGGGAGUCAAUCCCAAAAAAGAAUCCAUUCCAGGCUUUUGUUUAUCAGGAGUCAACGCAUGUCAAAGCAGUGACAUUCAAGUUGCACCACCACACAUGGGCAUAUUCUGGGAGAUACUUUGCUGUCCCUGUCUAGACAGUCUGUAUAAAAAAAAUGCAUCCUUCCACAUCACAUACAUUGAUAGUCUGGCUGUAUUUCACUUUGGUGAAAAGUGGAAAAUAAAGUAAAAUGUCAAAUCUG